Stereum hirsutum FP-91666 SS1 is the source of this 896-nucleotide messenger RNA. RefSeq lists its product as uncharacterized. Gene Ontology annotation, biological process: protein phosphorylation. The record is from RefSeq and is a predicted model, not a curated record. The transcript is spliced from 4 exons. Lineage: Eukaryota; Fungi; Basidiomycota; Agaricomycetes; Russulales; Stereaceae. The annotation marks the transcript as partial. Gene Ontology annotation, molecular function: protein kinase activity; ATP binding.
AAUCCUAUCAUGUGUCCCGCACGUACUACGGAUGGUCGAGAUGUCAUGAUACGGCUCGUCUGCAUAAGCGGAGAUCCCAGUCCCUCAGGAGCCCGCCAUCUUUCCAUCUUACGUCAAAUUGCGAAAGGUCAUGUCGCCUGCAUAGGGAAUAACCAUAUCGUUCCCGUUCUUCAGGAAUUGACUGAUACAGAACGCGGACUCACGUUCGUUGUGCAGCCGAAGUUGUACUGGUUGGACACGUUGCCUAACUGGUAUAGUGCACGUGAGGCGGCCGAUUUCGUCGUGCAAAUCUUCGAGGGCUUGGAGUUCUGCCACAAGCGUCUCAUUGCACAUCUCGAUAUAGGCUACGACAACCUUCUGGUCAACUUCCGCGGCGGUCCCCAAUAUCCACCGCCCACUAAUACUUCAUCAGAGACCUGGCCAUUUCGCUCCCAUUUCCCUAUUCGUUACUACCUCAACGACUUCGAAAUCGGGCUCUCAUUUGACGAGAACUCCGAUCCAUCGUCCAGGACGACGACAGGCUUCCCUCAUACCGUGUCGGGCAGAAAAGGCCCAUACGGGCGAGCUCCGGCCCCAGAGAUGCUGAAACAGGAUGUACCUCACUGUCCGUUCCGUCUUGAUGUUUGGCAGGUUGGCAUAAUGAUGAAGGAAAAGGCUCGGUUUGAGGACAUAGGCGGGCUGCCUGAGUAUCAAGGCCUGUUUGACGAGAUGAUGGCUGAGGACCCGCUCGCUCGUCCUACGAUGAGUGAAGCCUUGCGUAGAGCGCGCGAGCUCAGAUUAACGCUUCCGCAGGUCAUUUAGUUUUUCGCUCUACCUUUAUCGCUGGUGGAUGUGUACAUUGAAUUACGUAGACUGGUGCAGGUUCUAUGACAGCCGCACGAAUGGCUCGGGCUCCC